This is a messenger RNA of Camellia sinensis, 795 nucleotides long. The record is from RefSeq and is a predicted model, not a curated record. NCBI's taxonomy places the organism in Eukaryota, Viridiplantae, Streptophyta, Magnoliopsida, Ericales, Theaceae.
UUAUUAAAUUUAUUGUCUCUAAGACAACCUCUAUCUAGACCAACAACCACAAUGGCAACCUCCAACAAGGUGAGCUUGAAGCUGCUCAUUGACACUAAAGCCAACAAAGUUCUCUUCGCAGAAGCUGGUAAAGACUUCGUUGAUUUCCUCUUCAACCUCCUCUCUUUGCCUGUGGGAACCGUCAUUAGGAUCCUCACAAAGCACUCAAUGGUGGGCAGCCUAGGCAACCUCUACGACAGCAUUGAAAACCUGAACAACACUUACUUGCAACCUAACCAAAACAAGGACUCUCUCUUGAAACCCAAGGCAUCAUCAUCAAUCUGUGCUGCUCAAGUUCCUCUCUUGCUGGCCGACGACAUAUCGCCAGACAGAAAGUUGUAUAUGUGUAAAACCUUUCACCUAAAUGUUGCAGAUGAUCCCAAAGCUGUGUGUCCUAAUUGCAAGCAUUAUAUGUCCACAGAGGUGCCUUAUAUCGCUCGAGAGGCGGUGAAGGAAGUUUUGAAUGGUGAUGAGGGAGGUUUUGUGAAAGGAGUGGUGACUUACAUGGUUAUGGAUGAUUUGGCAGUGAAGCCUAUGUCUGCUAUAUCCAGCAUUGCUUUGCUCAGCAAGUUCAAUGUCAAGGAAGUGGGUGCCCUCGAGGAAAGGGUUGUUCAUUUGGGGAUGGAUGAGAUUUCUUGGUCAGAUUUUGAAUCUUAUGUGGAUUUUUGUGAGCUUGUCAAGGGUCUCUACUUGAAUUGGAAGUUGCAAUCAUUGCCAUCUAUUGUCAUUUCAGUCUUUCAUCAUCUCUAUAUUUAG